ACUACUUCAACAGCAACAACAUGGCUUUGAUCAUUUUGCAUUUUUUGACGGUCGUUCUAACAGUGGUUAUUGCUUCACAUCUAUAUCGCCCUAUUGCCGUGAAAGAACUGAAAAAUGAAGCCUGUGGACUUCCUCCAGUCACCGGAGAUUGUAAGGCUAAUGUAAAACGUUACUACUUCGACCCUUUGCUGAACGAGUGCAAGGAAUUUGACGAUGGUGAAUGCUCCAGCAAUGACAAUAACUUUCAGGACAAGGGUCUUUGUGAAUAUAUCUGCCAGUUCGAUAGACCUUGUACAAUGAUAGGAUGUCUUGAAAAGGCAUGUACAGCACAGACCUGUCCAAAUCAUCCUGACGCCAAGUGUUUUGCUGUGUGUGAAUGUGAAUCUUUCUGGAUUCUGGACGGUAAAGACGUGUCCAGCAAGUGUAUGAGUAAUGACGGCUAUAGGGUUAUCGAAAGCUAAAGAUCAAUAAAAGAGCAUUAAUUC
Magallana angulata is the source of this 485-nucleotide messenger RNA. RefSeq names its product kunitz-type serine protease inhibitor A-like. Gene Ontology annotation, molecular function: serine-type endopeptidase inhibitor activity. Bases 21 to 461 code for a protein of 146 amino acids. The record is from RefSeq and is a predicted model, not a curated record. The transcript is spliced from 5 exons. NCBI's taxonomy places the organism in Eukaryota, Metazoa, Mollusca, Bivalvia, Ostreida, Ostreidae.